Messenger RNA from Zygosaccharomyces rouxii, 1479 nucleotides. RefSeq names its product SAM complex subunit SAM50 (gene SAM50). The transcript has a single exon. Gene Ontology annotation, cellular component: outer membrane; SAM complex. The record is from RefSeq and is a predicted model, not a curated record. NCBI's taxonomy places the organism in Eukaryota, Fungi, Ascomycota, Saccharomycetes, Saccharomycetales, Saccharomycetaceae. Gene Ontology annotation, biological process: protein insertion into mitochondrial outer membrane. Bases 1 to 1479 code for a protein of 492 amino acids.
AUGGAUCAGUUCGAUACUAAUCUCAGUGAGAGAUUGAUUGAACAAUCAAGAUCAAAUUCCACUUCACAAGAUGAGCAAUUAGAAAAGGCUGUUAAAUUGCAAAAUUAUUACGGUCAACUGUUACAUGAAAAAUCGUCUGAACUGGUGGCAGUCAACGGUGUGAUUGUUAAUAAUUCAGAAUCAAUACGACCUCAGGUUCUACAGAGGUAUCUAGAUGCUACAAUCUUACAGGCCAAGACCGUAGGUCAAUUGGUCGAAUCGGCAGAUAUACUCGAUAUGAAAUUGGUUCAACAUGGAUUGGUAGAGAAUGCUCAACAAACAUUAGGAUCAAGAGGUACGCUGCAAUUACCGCUAAUCAAAUACCAUUUUGCCAGCCAAAUCUAUGACUCCGCCAAUAUUCCUGAAACUGUAUCAGUCAUCGAUGUGAUAUCACAGCUACAGUUAUUUCCCUUGAGAAAGUUUAUGGCUAGGACUGGUACUAAUAUUGGUAAUGGUGAAGGUGAUGGAUACUUGCAAUUCCAACUACGCAAUAUGUUUGGUGGUGGUGAGCAAUUGAGAUUUGAUGUGACAAAGGGUACCAAGACUUUCAGUUCUUAUUUGAUCAAUUACGCUCAACCUUUGAACCCAUGGUGGGUUUGGGAUUCAUUGUUCUUCAAGAAUUGUAAACAGAUGGGGAAUAGAAACUCUAUCGAAACUUUAUUGAGAGGAUUCCGUACGUGUUUAAGAAGUGGAUUUUAUGGUGAUAGUGUCCUUAAUCAUGAAUUCUUUUGCGAUGUUGCAUUGAGAAAUAAUAAAAUGAAUUCCCUAGAUACUUGUGAUACUCUGCUAUACCAAGCUGGUGAUGAUGUUAAGAAGUCAUUAGGGCAUAUCAUGAUUUGGGAUAGACGAGAUAACCCAGUAAGUGCGUCUAGGGGGAGUCUUUUUAGAUGGUAUAACGAAUUGUCAUUGGGAAAAUUUUGGAAAUCUCAGAUAGAACUCUCUAAGGCACAGAGUUGGUUUCGAGACGAUUGGCUGACCGUUAAUGGAACUUUGAAGACUGGAUACAUCCAUAAUUUUCACCCAACGUCACAAUCUCUAAACAUCUGCGAUAAAUUUCAAAAUGGUGGUGGUAACGAUGUCCGUAGUUUCCAAUACAUGGGAUUGGGACCCAAGGAUAUUUAUGAUUCCAUUGGUGGUGAUGCAUUUGUGUCGUACGGUGUAAGCGUUUUCACAAGAUUACCAUUCCAUAAGAUUUCCCACUCCAACUUUAGGUUGCAUUGGUUUUUGAACGGUGGUAAAUUGAUCAACCAUAACAAUUCGAGUUUACAAGAUGUGAUUAAAAACCUUUCUACCCAACACUCAACUUCGAUUGGAUUUGGUCUUGUACUAAAGCACCCAGUGGCUCGUUUUGAGCUAAAUUUUGCACUACCAGUGACUUGCCAUACAGGAGAUUGCAUUAGGAAAGGUUUCCAAUAUGGUAUUGGUCUAUCAUUUUUGUAA